CGUCUCCGUCCUCCCUCUGGAUCAGAGAGAAUGAGAGAAUGAGCGAGGGAGUGACAGAGAGACGGUAGAAGCAGUCCCAGACGUAAACAGACCAUAAACCGGUGCGGAGAUGGCGGCGUGGCUGUCCCGGGUGUCCCCGGGGGACGCCUGGUACAACGUGUACUCCCGCCUGCUGCGGACCAAACCUGUGGGCUCCAUGGCGACCGGCGCCGACGACCUCGCCGAGCUCGGGGAGGGGUCGGCGGCCGGGCUCGCCAAGGUCCUGACCACCGUGGACCUGGUGUCGCUCGGGGUGGGCAGCUGCGUCGGCACGGGCAUGUACGUGGUCGCCGGGCUGGUUGCCAAGGCGAUGGCCGGGCCGGGGGUCAUCCUGUCCUUCAUCAUCGCAGCGGUGGCGUCCAUACUGUCAGGUGUGUGCUACGCAGAGUUUGGCGUCCGCGUCCCGAAGACGACCGGCUCGGCCUACACCUAUAGCUACGUGACGGUCGGGGAGUUUGUGGCGUUUUUCAUCGGCUGGAACCUGAUCCUGGAGUAUCUGAUCGGCACGGCCGCCGGGGCGUCGGCUCUCAGCAGCAUGUUCGACUCCCUGGCCAAUCACAGCAUCAGCAACUACAUGAUAACACACCUGGGCACGCUCAGAGGACUCGGUAAAGGUGAGGACACGUACCCAGACCUGCUGGCCCUCUUCAUCGCCUUGCUGGUCACCGUCAUCGUCGCCCUCGGCGUGCGGAACUCCGUGGUCUUCAACAACGUCCUCAACGUGGUCAACCUGGUGGUCUGGGUCUUCAUGAUCAUCGCCGGGCUCUUCUUCCUCUCCGCCAGCAACUGGGAGGGGGGGAACUUCCUGCCCUACGGAUGGUCAGGGGUGAUGCAAGGUGCAGCGACGUGCUUCUACGCCUUCAUCGGCUUCGACAUCAUCGCGACAACAGGGGAGGAGGCGAAGAACCCCAACACCUCCAUCCCCUACGCCAUCACCGCCUCGCUGGUCGCCUGCCUCACGGCGUACGUGUCGGUGAGCGUGGUCCUGACUCUCAUGGUCCCCUACGACCUCAUCGACGGCUCGGCUCCCCUCAUGGAGAUGUUCGCCGUGCACGGCUUCCUGUGGGGGAAGUACACCGUGGCCGUGGGCUCCGUGGCCGGACUCACCGUGUCCCUGCUGGGGUCCCUGUUCCCCAUGCCCAGGGUCAUCUACGCCAUGUCCCGGGACGGCCUGCUGUUCAGGUUCCUGUCUCACGUGUCUGCGUUCACACACACUCCCGCGGUGGCGUGCGUGGUGUCGGGCGGUCUCGCCGCCCUCCUGGCUCUCCUGGUGAGCCUGCGGGACCUGAUCGAGAUGAUGUCCAUCGGCACCCUGCUGGCCUACACCCUGGUCAGCGUGUGCGUGCUCCUGCUGCGCUACCAGCCGGACGAAGACGCCGACCAGUUCGUCGUCUCCGGGGAGGACGAGGACGAGGACGGCCCGAAGCACCGUCAAGACGACGGGGCGGCGCCCACCAAAGACGACCAGGUCCUGAUCGGAGGCCCGGACGCCGACGGAUCGGGGUCCUACCACGCAGGCGGGACAGAAGGAGAAGGCGAGGACUCCGAGUUCCACACGGGCCACGCCUCGUUGCUGAAGAGGCUCCUGGGGGGUCACUUCUACACCCUGAGGCUGCGUCUGGGACUGCCCGACCCGUCGGCCCGGCCCACGCCGGCCACCGGCCGCACGGUGACCCGGUGCACCCUCCUCUUCUUCCUCACCUCCUUCUUCCUCUGGUCCACCGUCAUAUUCGGCGUCGAGCAGGGACGCGGCGCCGGCGCGGUGGUCUCGGGCCUCGCGGCCACGCUGAUGGGGGGGUCCUUGGCCAAGCUUCUGGUCCUGAUUCUUCAGCAGCCGCAGAGCGCCAGGAAGCUGCCCUACAUGGCGCCCUGCGUGCCCUUUGUCCCCGCGGCGGCCAUUUUGGUCAACAGCUACCUCAUGCUCAAACUGUCGUCCCUCACCUGGGCCCGGUUCACCAUCUGGUGCUUCAUAGGUCUGCUGAUCUACGGCUGCUACGGCGUCUGGCACAGCACGCUGGAGCUGACCGCCCGGGAGCAGCAGGCGCACGCCAGCUCCUACCAGCGCUACGAAGACCACCUGGACGACGAGACCACCUUCUCCCCCGACGACAACGGUGGCCCCGGGCAACGGGAGGAGACACCCUACCAGGGCUGGUCUGCCCCGGAGGAGAGGGGACACAACUACCGGGACGUCCAGGACGAUGGCGGAGACGGGGACCAGCAGCCGGGCCGUUGGGAGGACGACGGGGACCCGUCUGGAGACCGGUCUGGAUACCGGUCUGGAUACCAGUCUGGAUACCAGUCUGGACCAGCAGGCCCGGCUGCGAGCAGAGGAAGGACCAAUCAAGGUUUUGAUGAAGAGGAGGACUGAAACCAUCUGGAACUUUGAGACUCAAAGUGCUGCUCAUAUGAGACACUGAACCAAAUAUAUUCCCCAAAACACACACAUCACACCCCAAGAUUUAAUUUUGGUAUUUACUAGUAAAAUACUAGUAUGGGGGGGGGCAGUUCUGGGGUCCAGCUCUAAAUGAUUUAUCACAAAAAUCUUUUUUUCGUUGGAAAACAGUUAGGUACCAAACAGGACGUUAUAAUGCAAUUCAAUUCAUUCAAUUUUAUUUAUUGUGUCAAUUCAUAACCAGAGUUAUCCCGAGAUCUAGACCGCUCUAUAAUUUACAGAUAGAGCAGGUCUAGACCACUCUAUAAUUUACAGAUAGAGCAGGUCUAGACCGCUCUAUAAUUUACAGAUAGAGCAGGUCUAGACCACUCUAUAAUUUACAGAUAGAGCAGGUCUAGACCUCUCUAUAAUUUACAGAUAGAGCAGGUCUAGACCACU
Etheostoma spectabile (orangethroat darter) is the source of this 2872-nucleotide messenger RNA. Its product is annotated as probable cationic amino acid transporter. Lineage: Eukaryota; Metazoa; Chordata; Actinopteri; Perciformes; Percidae. Gene Ontology annotation, molecular function: amino acid transmembrane transporter activity. The record is from RefSeq and is a predicted model, not a curated record. Gene Ontology annotation, cellular component: plasma membrane. Gene Ontology annotation, biological process: amino acid transport; transmembrane transport.